AAUCAGUUCAAAUCCGUCGUUAUGAAGUCGAGCAUGUGUGUUUUGGUAUUCUACUUAGCGGUGGUAAUAACUGCUGAAGAAUGGCGGGAAGUGAAAAUUGCGCAAGGAACACUGCGCGGACGCAAAAAUCCCGAAAAGGAUGUGUUUGUUUUCUACAAUGUACCCUACGCGACCGCUCCUGUUGGAAAAAACAAGUUUAAGACAGACAAAAAUAAUCUCUCGGUUGUCGUGUACGUACACGGGGGUGGCUUCAUUGUAGGGUUUGGUAAUAUGAUGAAACCACUACAUUUACUAGACAAGAAAGAUAUAAUCCUCGUCACAUUCAACUAUCGACUCGGUAUUCACGGAUUCUUAUGUCUCGGUACCGAGGUCGCACCAGGCAAUGCUGGCAUGAAGGACCAGGUAGCACUGCUAAAAUGGGUACAUCAAAAUAUUGCUAGUUUUGGCGGUAACCCUGAUGACGUCACCCUCGUGGGUAAUAGUGCAGGUUCUGCAUCAGUGGAUUUGCUAAUGCUCUCUAAGUCAGCAGAAGGAUUAUUCCACCGAGUCGUACCUGAGAGUGGUGGUAAUCUUGCCGCUUUUACAAUUGCAAGCGAUCCUGUGGAAAACGCCAAAUCGUUUCUAAGGCAACUUAACUACACUGAUGUAGAUGACAUUUGUGAUGUGGAGGAGUUCUACAAGACGGCUUCACUUCAAUUAUUAACUUCAGAUGCAUUUUUCGAAAGAACUGAUUCUACCUUCCUAUUCUCGCCAUGCGUAGAACGCGAUACCGAAGGUGCUUUCCUGACAGAAGCUCCUCUGAGUAUACUAAAAAAAGGAAACUUCAAAAAGUUACCUCUGUUAUACGGAUUUGCUAACAUGGAAGGACUGUUUCGUAUUGAUUUCUUUGAUAGCUGGAAAAACAAGAUGAACGAAAAGUUUUCUGAUUUCUUGACACCUGAUUUGAAGUUUCAAUCCGAAAGUGAAAGAGAACAAGUUUCUAAUAAGAUUAAAAAGUUUUAUUUUGGUGAGAAGCCGGUGGGCAAUGAAAGCGCGAUAGCCUUUGUCAAUUACUUCUCUGAUGUUUUGUUUACUCACCCUAUGCUUUGGGCAGCGAAAUAUUACGUCGAAGGUGGAAACAGUCAGGUUUACUUGUAUGAAUACUCAUUUGUUGACGAAGACUCUACCCUGGUGCCCUAUACUGACAUACGAGGAGCAACCCACUGCGCACAAACAAUCGCAGUAGUAGAUAUUGGCGACGAAAGCAAAUUGUCACAGAAAUAUCAGGAUAUGAAGAAAACUAUGCGGGAGAUAUGGUACAAUUUUAUUAAAACUGGAAAACCGGUACCCGAAGGUUCAUCCUUGCCUGCGUGGCCAGCAGCAGGUCCUGACAGAUCACCAUAUAUGAAGUUAAAUGAAAAAUUGGAACUAGGUGGGAUCCUCUUAGAAGAACGCACUCAGUUCUGGGACGAUAUUUAUGGAAAGUAUUACCGAGACCCCGCGGCACCUCCAGCGUCACCGAAAUGCCAAGAAAAAUCGUAAAAAGAAAUUAAUUGACCUUUACCUAUACCUAUA
Messenger RNA from Spodoptera littoralis (African cotton leafworm), 1554 nucleotides. Lineage: Eukaryota; Metazoa; Arthropoda; Insecta; Lepidoptera; Noctuidae. The record is from the annotation of a GenBank genome assembly.